AUGACAAUCAACAUGAUCUUCGGAGGAAAUGAGGUCAUUGGGCUGACAUUUUUGGCAGCAAAGAAGAUGAAGAAAUCGGUGACUCAUGGCAAGAGAAUCCAAGAAGUCUCAGAAAACGACAUCACCUUCACAGAGGAGGAUGUUGAUGAACUUCUUCUACCGCACAAUGAUGCAAUGGUAAUCUCUCUCAUUAUUUUAUAUUUCAAAAUUAAGCGUGUUUUGGUUGAUCCGGGAAGUUCAACCAACAUCAUACAAUGGAGAGUUCUGGAGCAAGCUAAGUUAACCGGAAAUAUCAUUCCGGUGACAAAACUUCUAGUUGGCUUCAAUCAAAUAAGUGUGACAACCCAAGGAGAAAUUUUGCUGCCCACGCAUGCCGAAGGCAUAACAAAGACCACCCUAUUCGAAGUAGUAGAUAGCGACAUGGGAUAUAAUGUAAUCCUCGGAAGGCCAUGGAUACAUGAGAUGAGAGUUGUGCCCUCAACCUAUCAUCAACUGUUGAAGUUUCCGACACCAGAAGGGAUCAAGAAGAUCAGAAGAGAUCAAACGGUAGCGAGGAAGAUGAAUGCAAUAACAGUUUCCAACAGCAAGGGCAAAGAAUCCGGCAAAUAG
This is a messenger RNA of Nicotiana tabacum (common tobacco), 609 nucleotides long. RefSeq lists its product as uncharacterized. The record is from RefSeq and is a predicted model, not a curated record. Lineage: Eukaryota; Viridiplantae; Streptophyta; Magnoliopsida; Solanales; Solanaceae.